Molecule: messenger RNA, 3790 nt
Organism: Paramisgurnus dabryanus
Lineage: Eukaryota; Metazoa; Chordata; Actinopteri; Cypriniformes; Cobitidae
Gene: pik3cb
Product: phosphatidylinositol-4,5-bisphosphate 3-kinase, catalytic subunit beta
Biological process (GO): phosphatidylinositol-mediated signaling; phosphatidylinositol 3-kinase/protein kinase B signal transduction; cell migration
Cellular component (GO): plasma membrane; cytoplasm; phosphatidylinositol 3-kinase complex
Molecular function (GO): 1-phosphatidylinositol-3-kinase activity; 1-phosphatidylinositol-4-phosphate 3-kinase activity
Source: RefSeq, a predicted model, not a curated record
UCAGCCACGCAGAACAUCGGGCCUAAUGCGCGUUCAGAUCUUCGCGCGACAUAAAAAAACAUCAGAGUCGGUUUCGUCGCGUGCCAUGUAGGCGGUUAAAAUGUCAGUGUUUCCGGUCAAAAUCACGACUCUUAAAUUCGAUAAAUAGCGGUUACGUGUGGAAAAGGGAGGUGCGCGAACCAAAACGAAAAACGAGUAAUCGCCUGUUUCACGCGCCCUGCUGAAGAAACAGGAAGCGGAGAAGAUCUGCUCACCUGCACCGGACCGAAUGGAACAUUCGCAGUGGAUUUAGGCUCUGCUUUGGACCGCGUACACUGAUUCAGCCUGCCUGUUGUUUUUGAAGCUCAAGUCGACGCAUACACAACUUUUAGCACGGUUUCUGUGAAACCUAUCGGACAGACGUUUGAAGCUCGCCACUGCUGGAUUAAUCGGCUUUGAAGAUGCAGCAUCCUCUUCCAGCCAUCAUGGAGCCAACUGCAAAAUAAUAGACCUUUAGAAAAACAGGUUCCCAUGGUUUGGCUCCGGUGUGCUAUCUGCCAUGCCUCCCGCCAAGACAGAUCAGCUGGAUCAGUGGGCGGAGUCGGGGCUGGAUGAAGAUGACCAGGUGAUAGUGGACUUCCUGUUGCCCACAGGAGUCUACAUCCAGAUGGAGGUUCCUCGGGAGAGCACUAUCCAACACAUCAAACUGCUGUUAUGGAAGGAGGCACAGACGUACCCUCUCUUCUCCCUGCUGGGGGAGAUGGAGGGUCACAUGUUUGAAUGUGUGAAUCAGGCAGCAGUGCACGAGGAACUGGAGGAUGAAAGCAGGCGACUGUGCGAUGUGCGCCCCUUCCUGCCGGUCCUAAAACUUAUCACACGCAACUGUGGACGUGCAGAGCGCCUUUUAGACUCUAAAAUCGGAGUGCUGAUCGGGAAAGGUCUUCACGAGCUAGACGCCCUGCAAGACCAGGAAGUGAAGGACUUCCGUUCCAAAAUGAAACGAAUCAGCGAGGAGAGGAUGCAGCAAAUGCAGCUGAUGUCCUGGGAGGACUGGCUCCGGUGCUGUUAUUCCCCACAGCUGGAGACAGGGUCUGUGGAGAAUUUGAUUGACAAGCAUGAAGGCGGGAUCAAAAUCACCAUGCAUCAUGACCAGUCACAGGACACAACCAGUUUGAAUGUGUCCUUGAACUGUACAGUAACUGAACUUAUGGAUCAGGCUCUUAAGAAAUUGCAGACCACCCGAAGAGAGUAUGUGUUACGUGUCAGCGACAAACUGGAGUUCCUAUUCGAAGAUCACCCUCUCAAUCAGUACAAAUACAUCAGGACUUGUUUGUUGGCUAAAGAGAGUCCUCAUCUGACGAUGGUUCACUGCAGUUUCAUAAAGGACUUGUUUGAGAAGGAAGUCAGUACUAUCGGAUCAGUGCUGGCACGCAAGAUGUCAAACCCUCCUCUUCCGUUGCCCCCGAAGAAGAGAGCUCCAACUCUGUUGCAUACGUGUGUUUGGAAGGUUCCAAACAAACAUAUGUUUCGAAUUAAUCUUGUGAAGGGGAUUAAAGUCAAUGCUGAAGAUACUGCUAAGAUCCAGGUUCGAGCAGGGCUGUUUCACGGUACGGAGCUCUUGUGUAAGACAGCAGUCAGCAGUGAAAGCAGUAGUCGAUCUGAGCAUGAAUGGAACGCAACACUGGAGUUUGAAAUUGCUGUUUGUGACCUGCCACGGAUGGCGCGCCUCUGUUUUGCCAUUUACGCGGUCAUGGACAAAGUGAAGAAACAGAAAUCCACCAAGAACACACACCUUAACAAAUACCAAACCAUUCGCAAAGCAGGGAAAGUGCACUACCCAAUUGCAUGGGUGAACACAAUGGUGUUUGACUAUAGAGGACAACUGAAGACUGGAGACAUGAUCCUGCAUUGCUGGUCCUCAUUUCCUGAUGAACUGGAAGAAAUGUUGAACCCCAUUGGGACGAUUCAGACCAAUCCAUACACUGAGAAUGCCACGGAACUACACAUAAGCUUCCAUAUGUACUCAACACAACCUGUUGUAUUUCCUCCAUUUGACAAGAUACUGGAAAAAGCUGCCGACAUUGUUGGAGCCAGUGAUUCCAUGACAAUGGGUCGUGGAGGUAAGAAGUUUUAUAUCGAGCUUAAAGAGAUCAUGGAGAGAGAUCCGCUCUCUCAGUUGUGUGAGAAUGAGAAGGAUCUGAUAUGGACACUGCGUUAUGACUGCAGAGAAAACUUCCCUCAGUCUCUCCCUAAACUGCUGCUGUCUGUCAAAUGGAGCAAACACGAAGAUAUGGCUCAGCUGCAAGCGCUGUUGCAGAUUUGGCCCAAGCUGAGCCCUCGAGAUGCUCUAGAGCUCCUGGACUUUAACUACCCUGACCAGUAUGUCCGAGAAUUUGCUGUCAACUGCCUCAAAGAUAUGAGUGAUGAUGAGCUGUUGCAGUAUUUGCUGCAGUUGGUGCAGGUGUUGCGUUAUGAGCCGUACUAUGACUGUGCCCUCAGCCGUUUCCUCCUGGACCGCGCUCAGACCAGCCGUAAAAUCGGCCAUUUCCUCUUCUGGCAUCUCAGGUCUGAGAUGCACAUUUCAGCUGUAUCCGUUCAUUUCGCUCUGAUUUUGGAAGCGUAUUGCAGAGGCAGUAUCCCACACAUAGAAGUUCUCAAAAAACAGGUUGAAGCUCUUAAUAAGCUGAAAGCAGUUAAUGAGCUGAUUAAGCUGGGCACCAUAAAAACCAAGAACAAAACGAAAGAUGCCCAUCUUAAAGAGGCAAUGAUGACGUGCCUUAGACAGACAGGCUUCAUCGAGACACUUUCUGACCUGCAGUCUCCACUCAAUCCCAGCAUACUAUUCGCUGGAGUCAACGUGGAGAAGUGCAGGUACAUGGAUUCAAAGAUGAAACCACUGUGGAUUGUGUACAAUAACAAGCUGUUGACUGGAGACACCCUGGGCAUCAUCUUUAAAAAUGGAGAUGACCUGAGACAGGACAUGUUGACUCUUCAAAUAUUGAGAUUAAUGGAUCUACUGUGGAAAGAGGCCAACUUGGAUCUAAGAAUUGUGCCUUAUGGUUGCUUGGCAACCGGUGAUCACUCUGGUCUAAUUGAGGUUGUGUCUUCAGCGGAUACUAUCGCCAACAUCCAAAAAACAAGCAGCAACAUGGCUGCCGCAGCUGCCUUCAAUAAAGAUGCUCUACUGAAUUGGCUCAAAGACAAGAACUCUGGUGAUGCUUUGGAGAAAGCCAUUGAAGAGUUCACUCUGUCAUGUGCUGGUUAUUGCGUUGCCACCUACGUCUUGGGCAUUGGUGAUCGCCAUAGCGACAACAUCAUGGUUCGCAGUACAGGGCAGCUCUUUCACAUAGACUUUGGACACAUCCUGGGGAAUUUUAAGUCUAAGUUUGGAAUUAAGCGCGAGCGCGUUCCUUUCAUCCUCACACAUGACUUCAUCCACGUGAUUCAGCAGGGAAAAACUGGCAACACAGAGAAAUUUGGAAAUUUUAGGCAGUACUGUGAAGAGGCGUAUCUGAUUUUAAGGAGAAAUGGAAAUUUGUUCAUCACACUCUUUGCGUUAAUGCUCACAGCAGGCCUGCCAGAGCUCACAUCUGUCAAAGAUAUCCAGUAUUUAAAGGACUCUCUGGCGUUGGGUAAAACAGAUGAGGAAGCCCUUAAACAGUUUCGUCAGAAGUUUGAUGAAGCCCUGAGAGAAAGUUGGACCACCAAAGUCAACUGGAUGGCUCACAAUGUGGCUCACCCUUCGUAACCCAGUUACACACAUCAGACUCCAAACUGAAGUCAGGGUAAACAGGAAAUGUAAAACUGUUCA